This is a messenger RNA of Nasonia vitripennis (jewel wasp), 3454 nucleotides long. RefSeq names its product glutamate receptor ionotropic, kainate 5. The transcript is spliced from 8 exons. Gene Ontology annotation, molecular function: glutamate-gated receptor activity. Gene Ontology annotation, cellular component: membrane. Lineage: Eukaryota; Metazoa; Arthropoda; Insecta; Hymenoptera; Pteromalidae. Bases 127 to 1770 code for a protein of 547 amino acids. The record is from RefSeq and is a predicted model, not a curated record.
UUUAUCGCCACAUGGUCACCUGUAAAACUCGUGUAAAAAUCACCGUUUCACUUCGUUACAAAGUAACGCGCAAAGUGUGUAAUGUUACAGCAGUGGAGCUUGCAAUAAGAUGUGAAUACUGCCGAUAUGUUGAAAUUACUCUGUCGACAAGCCACCUUCGUACUGUUGUUCUCCAUCGGAAAUAGGGCAUUGGAAAUCGAUCCCGAAGACUACGUACCUUUUUUGUCGGACGUGCAGGAGUACUACAAGUCUUCUGGGAUAAUUUUCCUCUACGACGAUGACUCAGACUACUUCCAAACGCUGACCAGUCUGGGCAUCUUCUUCAAACUUCUCUCCGAUCGUGGUAUCCUAUCCCAAGCGAUACGCUUCUCCAAGAUCCGCGAGAAGUACGACCUGUCCCGCAACGUUCAGAAUCUCUUCGUCGUCUUCAUGACCUCCAGAAGGAACUUCGACAACUUCUGCCUGGCCACUUGGGAUCACGACAUGUCCUACCACACGUGGCUCGUAAUAUUCGCCGAUUCAGUGGAAGCCGAGGUCAAAGAGAUAUGCCUUAAGCCUUCCGGCAAUCCUUUUCACUUAGUCUUCAAUUCGCGAAUGAUAGUACGAUGUCACAACGAAGACUGGAUCAGGAAGUGGUACUCGCUACAAGAGAAUCAGACGGAAGUUCUCGACCUGGCCAAGUGGAACAGGAAGCUCGGCAUCAGUUACAAGAACAAGAACUACUACGAGAGCAGAUACGAUCUCAUGGGAAAGACCAUCAGGAUUGCAACGCAUACGUUCAUGACGUCGAGUACGAACGGUAAAAUGAGCGGCUUUCUGGAGGACAUCCUGCAAGAGCUGGAGAACUUCAUGAACUUCACUGUGGCUCGCGUUCGCGAAGAAGACGCCUUUGGAAAAUGGGACAACGAAGCGCAUCGAUGGACGGGUCUCAUUGGAUCUCUGACCAAUCGCGAAGUCGAUCUCGUCGUCGCGCCGAUUACCAUCAACAAAUUUAGGUUGAGGUUCAUUGACUUCACGAUGCCACUUUUACUCUCAAAGAAUCGGAUUUACAUAAAGCAACCCGACGGUGCCAGGGUACAGUGGUCUGCGUACUUUAAGGCAUUUAGCAUAUCUUCGUGGUCUUUUAUUGCUCUGGUACUAAUUGCCGCGUCUCUGAUGACGGCGCUUAUCAGACUCAUAGUUCACGAGACGAAAGUUUUGCAACUGUCUUUGAAUUAUUUAUUGGAGAAUUUUAUCCGCGUUUGGGGCAUCUACUGUCAGCAAGGAAUACCAGAGUUCCCGUCUUCAACUUCACUACGACUGGCCUACUUUACAAUGCUGCUGCUCACACUAAUCAUUUGGGCUAUCUAUUCAGCUUCAAUCACGAGCUAUCUCACCUUUCUAUCGCCCAGUUUGCCUUUUUCCGAUACCGAAGGCUUUGUCAGAGAUGGAUCUUAUAAAUUGAUCGUCCUUCAGAAUAGUAGCGAUCAAGACAUUAUCUUGUCAGGCUUGGACCCUAUCUUGGCAACGUUUCAACCGUUGCUGAAAGAUCUCGACGAGUUGCCAAAAAAUCCUCAUUCUGGAUUUCUCCAGGUCUGCAACGAAAGAGUUGGAUUUUACGCUAGUGAAGCAGUCCUCAAAGGGGUGAGUGGCUACAUACCGUGUACCUUGACUUACAUAGAAACUGGCCAGUUCGAGUGUUUGGCAUUGGCUUUGAGAAAACGGAGUCCCUACAUCACGUCGAUCAACUACAAGCAACUUGCGAAAAUUGGAGGACAACGGCGUGGUUAAAAAGUUGAACAACUGGUAUUUUCACAAAGUGGACAAUGCGGUCGAAUCGACUCAUUCGCCGAUCGGUAUCUGGGGAGUGGCACCGCUGCUGACGAUUUUCGCAACUGGAUUGGCUCUGUCGAGUCUCGUCCUGCUCCUGGAAUGCCUGUGUCUUCCGAACGGCAAAGUGGCCCAUGAGACGAAAAAUCGACAGCGUGUCUUUUACCCUAAGUGAUGACGGUAUUGAUGAUAAUGAUAAUAUUCACGAUGAUAGUGAUAAUAAUCAGAAUGAUGAAUAAAUAAGAAUUAUAGUAGAUACGAAUGAUGAAUGUUCGACAUAAUGAUAGCUUGCACGUUCGCGCGAAGGUUCGUGAUUCAUCGAAAAUCGAUGCAGUUUUAUUCUUAUAGAUGCAUAUGAUUUCAGCAAAGUGACAUUCUUGAGAGAAAAUCAAUUACGCGCAAAAAUAUUGAGCAAAUUAAACUAACAAGUUACAACUACUUAGGUAUCGAGCAUAUUAUGUAAGUAUCAGCGAAAGAAAUCAAUAGACGAAGCGUUACAUAGGUGUAUUCGAUUUUAUUUUUCACAAGGUACACGACCUGGCAUUGUUUACAAUAUCGCAAUUACCUUAUUUAAUUCCUUAUAGUUUUUUUCCAAACUACAUCCAGCUUACCUUUCCGCUUUAUCUCUUAUUUGCAUUAAAUUUAUAACUGCCUUAUCGCACAUACUGUAAUUCUUUUUUUUUCAUCAUUAGGUACAUAUGUAUAUGAAUUAUCAUACUUUCAAUGGAGUCAACAACAUAUAUAUAUAUAUUUAUUUGAUAAUAUAUGUAUACAUAAGUAUCGUGUAAUGUUCACCAUUAUUUUUCUCCCUUUUUAUGUAUCUCUUACGCGAGUGAAUGCAUUGCAUCUGUCUUUUAUUUUUAUUAGUUUUUUUUAUCUUAUGUACUUAUUCUAGAAUUAUAAUUUUUCCUUAAUCCCUUAUUCAUCACUCAUUCCAUUUAAACGUUGCUCGCUCUUAAUUGAUAUUAACGCAGCUUACGCAAAAAACUUUUACGGUCCUGUCGCUCUUUUUAAUUAUUUUUGUCCGAUACUUUCUCUUUCUAAUAAUUCUUAUCGCCUGUCAAUCAGGAAUGUUUUUGUUUUUCUUCACGACAAUUGGAAAUCAUUCGUAUAAUGUAUCGCGCUUGGUGAAAGGUUAGCCGAGGAAAUUAGGCCCGAUAAAGUAUGACGCAAGGUUUGAUCUUUUGUUUUGCUGCUAUAUAUUUAUAUUUAUUUUUUUCUCUCCCUCUCUCCAGUACGCAAUCACAUGAACUUUGUCAAAAUGAUGAAAGCGAAAGUCGUUUUCUUUUUAUAUAGAAAUUCUAAUAGAAACACGAACCUCUGAAAGAAGGACAUCCCCGCCUUAAAAUACAAAAUGAUGCACAUUAUGCUUUUAUGAAUUUUUUAUAGGUUUGCCUUUUAUGGUCUAAAAGGGUCUAAAAAGUUUUUAGUGUUUCUAUGAGAUUUCUUUUAAUAUGUAUAUAUAUCUCGCGUAGACAUUUUUCUUAUCUUCCAACACAUUGCGUUCAUCUGCGCAGUUGUAUGUGGAUGACUAAAUCGAAUAAAAAGUUUUCUUCAUAUAAAGAGCCUUUAAAUCGAUUAAAACGUGUGUAUCAUUUUUUUUUUCAUUUUUCAUUAUCUUUACGGGUACAUAAUCAUUCUAACG